GAUAGUAGCAGCGGGGACGGCAGACGCACGUAGCGCAAUCAGGCGGAGUUGACGCGGGACACCGGGGAGUGGUGGUGCAAUUCGAAAAUCGGAGGAGAGACGAGACGGAGGAAUUGAUGCUAGAUUCGGAUUGCGUCGAACCUCAUUAUUCGGAACAGCAGACUGUUCUGGUGAUGAGGGCUCAGAAGGGGCGAGAGGGGAGGCGGCCAGUGGAUGGACGGAGUGGGCGGUCGCAAUCCACAAUGACGGGUGCGACGCAGCAGCCAAUAUCGAUGCGGCAGCUGACACGCGAAGGGGGUUUAGUCGGUUAAGAUGGGGAAAGGAAGGCGACUGAACCAACUGUUGGAACCCCCAAGGGAAGGAUGGG
Molecule: messenger RNA, 367 nt
Organism: Aspergillus welwitschiae
Lineage: Eukaryota; Fungi; Ascomycota; Eurotiomycetes; Eurotiales; Aspergillaceae
Exons: 1
Coding region: 117-311 (64 amino acids)
Source: RefSeq, a predicted model, not a curated record